Messenger RNA from Eufriesea mexicana, 1969 nucleotides. Its product is annotated as cytoplasmic dynein 1 intermediate chain-like. The transcript is spliced from 6 exons. Gene Ontology annotation, cellular component: cytoplasmic dynein complex. Gene Ontology annotation, molecular function: dynein light chain binding; dynein heavy chain binding. Lineage: Eukaryota; Metazoa; Arthropoda; Insecta; Hymenoptera; Apidae. The record is from RefSeq and is a predicted model, not a curated record. Gene Ontology annotation, biological process: transport along microtubule. The coding region runs from base 1 to 1392 and encodes 463 amino acids.
AUGGUAAUCGAGGAAAUAAAAAUUGAAUCACAUGUGUGGAAAAAUGAACUAAGCGAAGAACAAAAACAGAUGAUUAUACUUUCUGAAGACUUUCAACGAUUCCUUAAUCGUACUGGUAGAAUUGUGGAAAGAGCAUUAGGAGAAUCCGUUAAUAUUUAUAGCGAUUACACUGGUACUAUGGAUGGCGAAGAUGGAAUGGACGAAAAGAGUCAUCAACGUAUAUCGUUGAACCGAUGGUUUUUCUGUGAUCGAUGGUCUCGUAAUCGUUGUGUGACCUCGAUGGACUGGUCACCUCAGUUUCCAGAACUCCUUGCAGCCUCCUAUAAUAAUAAUGAUGACACUCCAAAUGAUCCCGAUGGAGUGUGUUUAGUUUGGAACACAAAAUUCAAGAAAACGACUCCAGAGUUUAUUUUUCAUUGUCAGUCUCCAGUUAUGUCGACCACGUUUGCAAGAUUUCAUCCUAAUUUAAUCAUAGGGGGUACUUACUCCGGACAGAUUGUUCUCUGGGAUAAUAGAGUGCAAAAGAGAACUCCCAUUCAACGUACUCCACUGUCAGCAAGCGCACACACUCAUCCUGUGUACUGUUUAAACGUUGUUGGAGUACAAAACGCGCACAAUUUGAUAAGCAUAUCAACUGAUGGUAAAUUGUGCUCUUGGAGUUUAGACAUGCUGUCACAACCGCACGAGAUAUUAGAACUUCACAGUAAACAAGCGAAACCGAUUGCCGCUACCUGUUUAGCAUUCCCUCCUGGCGAAGUAAAUAACUUCGCUGUAGGUAGUGAAGAUGGAAACGUUUACUCCGCUUGUCGUCACGGUGCGAAAGCUGGAGUGUUAGAGACUUACGAAGGUCAUCAAGGUCCGAUUACUGGAAUUUGUGCACAUGGUGUACAAGGUGGGAUUGAUUUCUCGCAUCUAUUUUUAACAUCGUCCAUCGACUGGACAAUCAAACUUUGGAGCCUUAAAGAGAACAAAUGUCUAUACUCUUUCGAACACAAUGGCGAUUACGUUUAUGACGUUGCGUGGUCGCCAACCCAUCCAGCUCUGUUUGCUGCUGUGGACGAUUCAGGACGAUUAGAUCUGUGGAAUCUCAACCAAGAUACUGAAGUGCCUACAGCUAGUGUUGUGAUCGAUGGUUCCCCGGCUCUUAACAGAGUUUCGUGGACACCGAGUGGCUUACACGUAACCGUUGGUGAUGAUUCAGGAAAGAUUUGGGUAUAUGAUGUUGCUGAGCAUUUAGCACAUCCGAGAAUCGACGAAUGGAAUAAAUUUUUGUACACCUACCAAGAGUUGAAACACAACAAAGCAGACGAAGAAUUGCAUAAACUUAAUUUAAGUGAACUUAAUUUUUUCACUUCCAGACCUUCACCAAUAGUGACAUGUCUUCUGAGAUAAAGGUAUAAUUUACUCUACAAAAUUAUUGCUAAGUCGGCUUAAAUACUUCAAAUUUUUAAAUCAACUGAAAUUAAAACACCUAUAAUCCAAAAAAAAGAAUCUUACAUGAAACGAAAAACAGUAUAUCGCACUAAGUAUAAUUUAUAGGUGCAAUCUUAACUAGAACACCUUUAUCCUGUAUAAUAUUAUUGAAGAACAAAACAGAUGUAUUUGUACUAUGUUCGUUCGUAAUCGCUGUGCAUUCAAACGGCUAUAAAUUUAACGUGUCCAAUAGAAUUAAUAUCUUUAUUGGACAACUUUAACUCAGUAGAUUAUUAAGGAUGUGUGCAACAUAUCUAUGCAUGUAAAUAAUACAUUUAUGAGGCACGGUUUAACUCGUCAUAGUGCAGAAAACCAGAAAGUAAUUAGAAAAAAUUUGACGUAAUCAGGUAAAUCGUAACAUGCAUCAGAUAAAUUGAUACAUAAUGUUUUAUCUCCGGAUUUCUUCAAGAUAAUUUAUAUAUUAUUUCCAGAAUUAAUUUUCAGAAACAUAUGUCGUUUUCGCGCUAAUAUUCUCAUCUAACGUAUUGAAAGUAAC